UCUCUUCGUUGAAGCAUCUUCUUCCUCUAGAUUCAAUCUGCAGAGCCGCCAUGACAGAAAGCUUGAAUUCAAACAGUACUGGAGAAGCCGAUAAGAUUAAGUUUCUCUACAGUUAUGGCGGUAAAAUCUAUCCUCGUCAUUCCGACGGUAAACUCCGAUACUUCGGUGGCCAUACCAGAAUCCUCGCCGUCGAUUGCUUAACUUCAUUUACAGAGUUAAUGAUGAAGUUCGGUGAAUCCUGUGGAUUUUCCGUGAGUUUGAAGUGUAAACUACCAAACGAAGAUCUAGAUGUACUCGUUUCCGUCACAUCAGACGAUGAUCUAGCUAACAUCAUCGAUGAAUAUAACCGUCAUCCGCAUCAGGAUUUGAAGAUUAGAGCGAUUCUAUUUCCUCUCAAAUCUAUUAAACAAGUUUCUCCAUCUGUUUCUGCUGGUUCCAGUAUCGAUUCAUCAGGAACAACAACAUCGCGCGGACGAUUUUCUCCGUUGGCGCCUAGAUUUCCGAUGUAUUUUCAGAAAGUAACCGGUGAUGUUCGUCGUCAUCCUUGCUGUGGAGAGGGAAGCUUCUCUCAAUCCUACACCUCCAAUACUCCUCGAUGGAAUCAUACAUAAUAGAAUCAGAUCCAGUUCUUUCUUAGCUCUGAAUCUAUAGAAAUACUCUUAAAUCAUCUCCUUUGAUUUCUGCGGGAACGUUGAACAGUCAUAAUAAAAGUUUGGAAUGAGAAAUUUUUGGUUCUUUUAUACAAAAUUUUGUUUUAUGAAUAUCAUCUUGGAUAAUUUUUUUCAUCAUCCAAGAACAAUCAAUCAAUCAUCUUCAUCGCCGUCUUCUUCUUCUUCUCUGUGUUCGUGUUCUAGGGUUUCGUCCCAUCGUCAUCGUCGUAGCCGUCCGUUUACGUGUUCUGUAAAUAAAUGUUAGCCGUCGGAUAAGAUUACUUCUAAAUCAUCUCACCGUUUAUUUAUUUAAUGUAUUUUAUUUUAUUUUAUUUUAUUUUUAACAUAUUCUAAUUAUUUUAUUCUCUUUUUAUAUUGAAUUUUGCAGGUCAGCAAAUACGGCGAAUUUUUGAAAUUGCUUGGAAGGGAAUGGAUGACUAAUAUAUAAAUUAAUUAAUUAAAAAUAUUUAUAAAAAUUAAAUAAAUAUAUAUUAUUUCUUAAUUGAUAAGUUUGUUUAUAAACGUAGACCACACCCAUAUCAAUCUGUUACUAUUUUAUUCUAUUUGGAUGGGGCCUAUUAACAGUUUUAUUUAUUUAUAAAAUAUAUCAUAUAAAAAUUAUAACUUUUAAUU
Messenger RNA from Impatiens glandulifera, 1283 nucleotides. RefSeq lists its product as uncharacterized. Lineage: Eukaryota; Viridiplantae; Streptophyta; Magnoliopsida; Ericales; Balsaminaceae. The transcript has 2 exons. The coding region runs from base 51 to 611 and encodes 186 amino acids. The record is from RefSeq and is a predicted model, not a curated record. Gene Ontology annotation, molecular function: protein binding.